Molecule: messenger RNA, 932 nt
Organism: Fukomys damarensis (Damara mole-rat)
Lineage: Eukaryota; Metazoa; Chordata; Mammalia; Rodentia; Bathyergidae
Gene: Pigf
Product: phosphatidylinositol glycan anchor biosynthesis class F
Exons: 5
Coding region: 34-669 (211 amino acids)
Biological process (GO): GPI anchor biosynthetic process
Cellular component (GO): endoplasmic reticulum membrane
Source: RefSeq, a predicted model, not a curated record
AACAAAACAAAGAAAAGCGAUUGUGUGAAUUAAAUGAAGGCUAUUAUGACAACGCAUGUUCACCCUUCUUUUACUCUAGUGCCCUCCGCCCCCAAUUCUGUGGACAGCCACAAAAACACCAUGAAAGAUACUGACAUCAAGACACUGCUAUAUGCUCAUUUUCUAUGCAUAUUUUCAGUUAUUCUGAGUGUCCUUAUUCCAUCAUUCUUUGUGGAGGAUUUCUCAAUACUGGACACACACUUGACGUGGUUGUGCUUCUGUUCUCUUUUUGUAACUUCAAUCAAUCUUGUAUUAUAUUUAGUACCAAAGCCAAAUUCAUCCUCUAAAAGAAGUUCAUUAUCACAUAAGGUAACCAGAUUUUUGAAAUGCUGUGUCUACUUUCUUGUGUCUUGUUUCUCUUUUCAUGUGAUUUUUGUUCUAUAUGGAGCACCACUAUUUGAGUUGGUGUUGGAAACAUUUUUAUUUGCAGUUAUUUUGUCUACUUUUACUACUGUGCCUUGUUUAUGUUUGUUAGGACCAAACCUCAAAGCGUGGCUAAGAGUUUUCAGUAAAAAUGGACUGUUUUCCAGAGUGGCUGCACCUUUGCUACACCAGUAUUUGAGAGUUCUGGUUCCUCGUCUUCCUCAACAUUAUCUGACUUUUGGAUUUUCACUAUCUUCAUGGGUGUGAAGUUUCAUCUCAUUGUGUUGUUUAUGUGCAUUCCCUGCUGACUAAUAUAAAAAAAUUUUUUAAUGUACUCAUUGGCCAUUGUAUAUUUUCAUUGGAUAAAUGUCUCUCUCUAUGUUCUUUGCAUGUUUUUUAAUUGGGCUAUUUCUUUUUAUUAUUGAGUUAUAGGAAUUUUUUAUAUAUGGUAGCUGUAACUCCUUUAUCAGAUACAUGAUUUGCAAAUAUUUUCACUUCCUUUUUUUGGGGUAGUAGAGAUCGAACUUAGG